Messenger RNA from Ailuropoda melanoleuca (giant panda), 1257 nucleotides. Its product is annotated as potassium voltage-gated channel subfamily KQT member 2-like. Gene Ontology annotation, cellular component: voltage-gated potassium channel complex; membrane. Gene Ontology annotation, biological process: potassium ion transmembrane transport. Gene Ontology annotation, molecular function: voltage-gated potassium channel activity. The record is from RefSeq and is a predicted model, not a curated record. The transcript has 7 exons. Bases 88 to 1257 code for a protein of 389 amino acids. NCBI's taxonomy places the organism in Eukaryota, Metazoa, Chordata, Mammalia, Carnivora, Ursidae.
CGGGCCGGGGGCCUGGGCUCGGGCCCGCGCCGCCCCCUGCGCGCCUCCCCCGCUGAGCUCGCGCCCGCCGGGGCGCCGCCCGGCACCAUGGUACAGAAGUCGCGCAACGGCGGCGUGUACCCCGGCCCGAGCGGGGAGAAGAAGCUCAAGGUGGGCUUCGUGGGGUUGGACCCCGGCGCGCCCGACUCCACCCGGGACGGCGCGCUGCUCAUCGCCGGCUCCGAGGCCCCCAAGCGCGGCAGCAUCCUGAGCAAGCCGCGCGCGGGAGGCGCGGGCGCCGGGAAGCCCCCCAAGCGCAACGCCUUCUACCGCAAGCUGCAGAAUUUCCUGUACAACGUGCUGGAGCGGCCGCGCGGCUGGGCGUUCAUCUACCACGCCUACGUGUUCCUGCUGGUCUUCUCCUGCCUCGUGCUGUCGGUCUUCUCCACCAUCAAGGAGUACGAGAAGAGCUCGGAGGGAGCGCUCUACAUCUUGGAAAUCGUGACCAUCGUGGUGUUUGGUGUGGAGUACUUUGUGCGGAUCUGGGCGGCGGGCUGCUGCUGCCGGUACCGCGGCUGGAGGGGGCGGCUCAAGUUUGCCCGGAAGCCCUUCUGUGUGAUAGACAUCAUGGUGCUCAUUGCCUCCAUCGCCGUGCUGGCUGCUGGCUCCCAGGGCAACGUCUUCGCCACAUCGGCACUCCGGAGCCUGCGGUUCCUACAGAUUCUGCGGAUGAUCCGCAUGGACCGGCGUGGCGGCACGUGGAAGCUGCUGGGCUCCGUGGUCUAUGCCCACAGCAAGGUGAGCAGCGCCGGGUCCCAGGCCCUACUGGAUGGAGCCCUGGAGGUCAGGGCAGAUAGGAGCCAGCCCGCCCCCUCUCUGGGCGUCUGCCCACGAGCCGCGCCGUCCUGGUCCGCUCUGUCCAGAGCAGCCGUUCCGCGACGCGCUCUGUGGUUGGUGGGUGCGUGGGGUCGGUACCUCCCAGACAGCAGCCUGCGGAGGCUGGAGCUCGAGCCGGCGGCCGUGAGGGGCCUGCAGCCCUGCGCGGGAGCCCCACCCUGUGUUCUCCUCCGUCCUUCCUGUCUGAGCCCUGAGCUGGGGGCUUGGUUCCUGCUGGUCUUCUCCUGCCUCGUGCUGUCGGUCUUCUCCACCAUCAAGGAGUACGAGAAGAGCUCGGAGGGAGCGCUCUACAUCUUGAGACCCCUGCCCCCUCCCACCCGUGGCCCCCGCUCUCCAGGCUCCAGUCUGGUGGACCGAGGCCCAUCCAGCCGCCCCGACUGA